AUGGUCAAAGAUGCAGUCGCGUAUGCCCGACAGUGUCAUGCAUAUCAAGUACAUGCUAAUUAUAUGCAUCAACCCCCAGAGCAUUUGCACCCUUCGGCCACAUCAUGGCCAUUUGAGACAUGGGGAAUGGACGUCGUGGGUCUCAUUUUCCCUCCAUUAGCUAAAGCUGAUCGCUUUAUUCUAGCAAUCACUGAUUAUUUCUCCAAGUGGGCUAAAGCAAUUCAACUCAAAGAAGUAAAGAUGAGUGAUGUUGUCAAAUUUAUCAAACAUCAUAUUAUAUACCGAUACGGUGUUCUAAGGCGAAUCGUGCAUGAUAACGAACCUCAGUUUGUCAGCAACACCUUUAUUAAAUUCUAUGAAAAGUUCAAAAUUCAAGACGUCUCAUCGAUAACCUACAAUCUCACCAUAAAUGGUCUAACCGAGGCCUUCAACAAGACUAUCAUCAAGAUCCUCUUGAAGCUCGUAAGAACAAACAAGCGAGAUUAG
Asparagus officinalis (garden asparagus) is the source of this 486-nucleotide messenger RNA. RefSeq lists its product as uncharacterized. The coding region runs from base 1 to 486 and encodes 161 amino acids. Lineage: Eukaryota; Viridiplantae; Streptophyta; Magnoliopsida; Asparagales; Asparagaceae. The transcript has a single exon. Gene Ontology annotation, biological process: DNA integration. The record is from RefSeq and is a predicted model, not a curated record. Gene Ontology annotation, molecular function: nucleic acid binding.